Molecule: messenger RNA, 594 nt
Organism: Daucus carota subsp. sativus
Lineage: Eukaryota; Viridiplantae; Streptophyta; Magnoliopsida; Apiales; Apiaceae
Product: protein E6
Exons: 1
Coding region: 1-594 (197 amino acids)
Source: RefSeq, a predicted model, not a curated record
AUGGCUAGCUAUGCAAUUGCCCUCUCUUUGCUCCUUGCGACAGUGCUUCUUGCCACUCUCAAAGUUGAGGCCAGAGAGAUGCAAUAUUUUUCCCACUUUAAUAUUCCACAGGACGAGCAAUCCGCUUUAAAACCCGUACCAGAAAUCAAUAAUUAUAACAGGCGCAACUUCGAAAAUCACGAGAUCGACAUCCCAACAGAAGAAUUCAUCGCAAACAUUCAAAAAGAUUCUGCGGAAAGUAAUAGCUUCCCUCACGGUUUUGAUAAAAAUUCUUAUAUCACUGCGCCGCAAGGCGUGCAUGCAUCGGAGAACAAGGAAUUCGAAUUAACCGCCGAAGAACAAAAAUUCUUCAAUGAGAAAGAUCGGAUGAAUGGCUACACCAACAUGAAGGUACGCGAGAAUGUUAAUGCUAAGGAGGCGCAAGGGAUGAGUGAUACGAGGACUCUAGAAAACGGCAAGUACUAUUAUAACCCUAUGAGCGAUAUUAGAGCCAGUGGUAAAUAUAACAGUGCGUACAAGUCCAAGUAUGAUGAGUUUCGACAUUUGGAAGACUUCGAAUUUAAUCCUCAAAAUCCAGAGGGAUAUUUUCCUUGA